Messenger RNA from Colletotrichum costaricense, 513 nucleotides. RefSeq lists its product as uncharacterized. NCBI's taxonomy places the organism in Eukaryota, Fungi, Ascomycota, Sordariomycetes, Glomerellales, Glomerellaceae. Bases 1 to 513 code for a protein of 170 amino acids. The record is from RefSeq and is a predicted model, not a curated record. The transcript has a single exon.
AUGAAGCUUACCAUCUCAUCCUCAUACAUAGGACUCGCGGAUCCGUCACUUUGGGCUGUGUGGGCACAGCAGAGGCCUUAUGACUAUCUCAUCACCAAGGUCAGGGAACUGCGUGAAGAGAUGGACAGGACCAAAGGUGCCUACUGCGAUCCAGACUGCGGAGCUUUGGUACCGCUACACUGGACUGUGACGAACGAAGAUGUCCGUCCUAAGAUUACGGAACUUGCAGACGACCCAGCCGUGAAGCAUUGGAUUACACUGAAUGACACUGCGCUGGAUGACACUGUCAACCAGGUUAUUGCAAAGUUGAUAGAGAAGCAAGGCAGCGAGUGGAAGGAGGUCUGGGUCAAGGCGGUACUGAAUGAGUUUGGUCAAAUCUAUGAAAGUAUAGUCAGGGAUAUUGACUAUUUGGAGGGGUUGUGGAAGUUGAAAACGAUUCUGCCCGCCGACACGGUCGGGGAAAAGCAGCAUCCGGUGUCAUUCUUUCGGAGGUGCCUCGGACGCCGAAAGUAA